Helianthus annuus (common sunflower) is the source of this 638-nucleotide messenger RNA. RefSeq names its product heavy metal-associated isoprenylated plant protein 39. The coding region runs from base 101 to 517 and encodes 138 amino acids. The record is from RefSeq and is a predicted model, not a curated record. The transcript has 3 exons. Gene Ontology annotation, molecular function: metal ion binding. NCBI's taxonomy places the organism in Eukaryota, Viridiplantae, Streptophyta, Magnoliopsida, Asterales, Asteraceae.
AGUCUUAUAAAUAACACACACAAAUAAAACAGAAUUCAAAACUUUCUCUAGAUUUCUUCAACAUAUAUUCAGUACAACUUUUUUCCCAAUCUCCAUCAACAUGCCUGAAAACAAGAAAGUUAUUAUUAAAGUGGAUAUCCAUGACGAUAAGGGGAAAAGAAAAGCUCUAAAGGCUGUUUCGGGUCUUUCAGGGAUCGAGUCCGUAGCGAUGGACAUGAAAGACCAAAAGAUGACCAUCAUAGGAGACAUUGAUCCGGUAUGUGUCGUAAAAAAACUAAAAAAAUGGCACACUGCUAUACUCACCGUUGGACCCGCGAAAGAAGAUAAGAAGAAAGAACCAGAGAAGAAGAAGGAAAACGAAGAUGAUGCGGCGAAGAAGAAGAAGAAGGAGGAGGAAGAAGAAGCUAUUAAAAGAUGGAUAGAAUUUCAUAGUUAUAGGGGAUUCAAUCCGUUUCCGCCACAACAAAUAUGUCUUCAUCCGGUAGAAGAAAAUCCCAAUAGUUGUGUUAUCUGCUGAAUGUAAAAGAAAGCAUCAACAUGCAUUAGGUGCAUGUAUUUGGGGUUGACGUUUGGUUAGUGAUCAUUGUCGUACUUUCUUUUAUAUAGGGUUGAAUAAUACAUUUUUGAACUUCAUGUUU